AUGUCGACGACGUCAAGGGACAACCUGGUGCUGGGGCGGGUGGUCGGCGACGUGGUGGACCCGUUCUCGCCGACGGUGGCGCUCCGGGUCUCCUACAACGGCCGGCGCCUCAUCAACGGCUCCGACCUCCGGCCGUCGGCGGUGGCAGCAAGGCCUCGCGUCGAGAUCGGGGGCACCGGUUUCAGGAAGUCCUACACGCUUGUAAAGUUGGUGACAGAUAUUCCUGGGACAACUGAAAUUGAAUAUGGUCGCGAGGUGAUUUGCUACGAGAGUCUCCGGCCGCCGGCGGGGAUCCACCGCGUGGUGUUCGUGCUCUUCCAGCAGAUGGCGCGCGGCUCCGUCGACCAGCCGCCGCUUCUCCGCCACAACUUCUGCACCCGCAACUUCGCCGUCGACCACGGCCUAGGCGCCCCCGUCGCCGCCGCCUUCUUUACCUGCCAGCCCGAGGGUGGCACCGGCGGCCGCCACCACGACUUCCGGCAGCCAAGGACACCGCCGGGCGCCGGCGUCCUAAACUAG
Messenger RNA from Miscanthus lutarioriparius, 519 nucleotides. NCBI's taxonomy places the organism in Eukaryota, Viridiplantae, Streptophyta, Magnoliopsida, Poales, Poaceae. The record is from the annotation of a GenBank genome assembly.